Molecule: messenger RNA, 2758 nt
Organism: Blepharisma stoltei
Lineage: Eukaryota; Ciliophora; Heterotrichea; Heterotrichida; Blepharismidae
Source: the annotation of a GenBank genome assembly
AUGGCUCUUAAAUCAAGCAGAAAUCAAGAAGAAAGCGACACUGCAGGCGUUGUCGAAGAAAAAGUUGUAAAAGUAAACGGAGAUAUCGCAAUAAGAAGGUACAAUAAAGGCCGAUUUCUCGGAAAAGGAGGAUUUGCCAGAUGCUAUGAGUUCACAAGUCUGGAAACCCGAAAAAUAGCAGCAGCCAAAGUCGUCCCAAAAGCAUCAUUAGCUAAAGCAAGGGCAAAACAAAAAUUAAUGUCAGAAAUAAAAAUCCACCGCUCCUUGCACCAUCCAAAUAUAGUAAGUUUUGAACAUUUCUUCGAAGACAAUGAAAAUGUUUACAUUUUACUAGAGCUCUGUACAAAUCAAACUAUGAACGAACUUCUGAGACGUAGAAAAAGACUUACAGAGCUAGAAGUUCAAUGCUAUUUGAUGCAAAUUAUAUCAGGAAUGAAAUAUCUGCACAGUCACCGAGUUAUCCAUAGAGACUUGAAAUUAGGCAAUUUUUUCCUGUCUGACAAAAUGGAGGUAAAAAUUGGAGAUUUUGGCCUAGCGACUAAGCUGGAGCAUGAUGGGGAAAGGAAAAGGACGAUCUGUGGGACACCGAAUUAUAUUGCGCCAGAAGUUUUGGAUGGGAAGCAAGGGCAUUCUUAUGAAGUUGACGUCUGGAGCUUAGGGGUUGUGGCUUAUACUUACUUACUUACUUACUUUUAUUAGCCCUAGCCUAACGCAGCUCUUAUGAGCUUUUAUUAAUCAAUCUUUAUCUUCAAUUUCACCACCUUAUGCUCCGGUGCUUUAUUGGUUAAUUCAGUAUCUUCCCUUCAGUUCUCAGUGUUCCUAGAUACCAUUCUUCGUAGUCUCCAGUCAUUAUAGAAUCUUCCUCAAGCUCCCAUUUGCUAUUAUCAGCUUCCUCGUCAUCAACUAUCUCAUCUAUUUCAUUUUAGAACUCGCAAUCGUAAAAUGGCGAUAUAUCAUCAAAGUCAGCAUUAUCUAGUUACUUCCUGAUUCUGCACGAUCUUUGGCUGUAAGCAAAAGCAGCUUCCUCUCAGUUUAACACAGCAGAUGUUUUUCUCCUCCAUUUAUACAAAUAAAAAGUGGUUGUGGCUUAUACACUUUUGGUAGGAAAGCCUCCAUUUGAAACUUCUGAUGUAAAAACGACUUAUAGAAGAAUCCGCAUGAAUGCCUAUUCGUUUCCUGACCAUGUACCGCUUAGCGAGCAAAGCAAAAGUCUUAUUACGAGGAUACUGGUUAAUGACCCUUCGAAACGGCCGUCGCUUGAUGAGAUGCUGGAUCAUGAGUUUUUCCAUCAAGGAAAUUCUAUACCUAAGCUGCUUCCUCCGUCUACGCUGGCGUGUCCACCAUCUUCAUCAUUUCUUAGACAAUUUCAACCAGGUGCUACAAAUCCUCAGGUUUCUUCAACUCAGAGGCUGACAGAAACAGCACCAAAUAUUUCAAAGCAGUCUUCGAGGACAUCUAGACCAGAGCUAGUAAACACUGAAAGAAUUUCUAGGGUAAAAGAAGAAACUAAGCAGCUUCCAACGAUAGCGAAUUCUUCACAAGGGAUGGCAAACGCUCCUGAAGUUUGGGUUAAAAAGUGGGUAGAUUAUUCAUCAAAGUACGGUCUAGGCUAUUUGCUAGCUCCCUCCCCUCCAUGAGCGAAAAAAAAAUUAUAUAGCCAUGUUUUAUACGAAAUUUAAAAAUCCAAUUCUCAAAUCAGAAAGCAAAUAUUUAUUUAAUUUAUGUUUUAAAAUGCAAUUUGUUUAAAAAUUGGACAAAAUUAGCUCGAGAUUUCAUUAUACUAAUUAUCAGUUAUAUAUCAAUUUUUUUCUAUAAAUAUUUUUCUAUUAAAAAAUUUUUUCCCUCAGAAGGGUGGCAAAAAAUAGGGAAUUUUCCAAUAAUUUUGUUCACACUCACGGAAGUGUUGGGAGUAAGUAAUGGCUCAACUGGUGUAUUUUUCAAUGACGCCACUAAAGUAAUUUUAGGACCAGCUGGACAUCGUUUUAAUUAUAUGGAAAGAAAAGGACCUGAAAAGCAAGACAUGGUAACAAGUCAUACGCUAACUGAGUAUCCUAAAGAGCUUCAGAAAAAGGUCACUCUAUUGCAACAUUUUAGAAGUUAUUUAAUCCCUCCUCCGUGAGCAAACAAUAACUUUUGUUCACUUACGGAGAGGUAUAUUUUUUAAAAAUUUGAUAAAUAUAAUUCUAUAUAAUUUUUUUAUCAAAAUUUAAAACUAGUAUAAUUUGUAAAAUUUAUGUUUAAAAAUCUAAUUUGUUUAAAAAUUAAACAGAAUUAGCUUAGCUGGAGAUUGCAUUAUAGUAAUAAUCACUUAUAUAUAAACAAAUUUUUAUAAUAAAAAAUUUUUGUUCGCUCAUGGAGGGUGCAAAAAAUAGGGAUUUUUCAUAUGGUUCUGCUCACUCACUAAGAGGGGAAGUUAGAAGGAGACAUAAAACAAGAAACAGGAGUUGAGGAUGAGAAUACAAUGGCAAACCCAGUCUACGUCAAAAAAUGGAUGAGGACUAGGCAUGCGAUUAUGUUCAGACUGUCAAAUAAAAUUGUCCAGGUCAAUUUCCAGGAUCAUACUGAAAUUAUACUGAGUAGCGAAACAAGAGUUGUUACUUAUGUGAAUAAAAAAGGAGAAAGAACUACUUAUCCAUUAGCCACAGCCCAAGAAAGCACAAAUCAUGAGAUGACUAAAAGAUUGAAAUACACCAAAGACAUUCUGACUCAUAUGCUGAACGCUCCAAAUAAGCCAGGUGAAGAGCCACCUCUUGAUUAA